Molecule: messenger RNA, 1638 nt
Organism: Pterocles gutturalis (yellow-throated sandgrouse)
Lineage: Eukaryota; Metazoa; Chordata; Aves; Pterocliformes; Pteroclidae
Gene: TRAF6
Product: TNF receptor-associated factor 6, E3 ubiquitin protein ligase
Exons: 6
Coding region: 1-1638 (545 amino acids)
Biological process (GO): regulation of apoptotic process; interleukin-1-mediated signaling pathway; protein K63-linked ubiquitination
Cellular component (GO): plasma membrane signaling receptor complex
Molecular function (GO): zinc ion binding; ubiquitin protein ligase activity; tumor necrosis factor receptor binding
Source: RefSeq, a predicted model, not a curated record
AUGAGCCUGCUAUAUAGUGAUAACGGUUGUGGAGCCCAAGACGCGGAAAGCGGCUGCUGUGCAGCCAUGGCCAGCGCCUGCAGCGUCGGAGCGAAAGAAGACAGCGUAAGCAUCAGCAGUGGGACUGGAAACCCCCCAAGUUCUUUCACAGAAGAAACCCAAGGAUAUGAUGUGGAGUUUGAUCCACCCUUGGAAAGUAAAUAUGAAUGUCCAAUAUGUUUGAUGGCUCUUCGGGAAGCAGUGCAGACACCAUGUGGACACCGUUUCUGCAAAGGCUGCAUUGUCAAAUCAAUAAGAGAUGCAGGUCACAAAUGUCCAGUAGACAACGAAAUUCUGCUCGAAAAUCAACUUUUCCCUGACAACUUUGCUAAACGGGAAAUCCUUUCAUUAACGGUUAAGUGUCCCAACAAGGGCUGCAGUAUGAAGAUGGAACUGAGGCAUUUAGAGGACCACCAGUUGCAGUGCGAUUUUUCCACUGUGGAAUGCCCACAGUGCCAAGGAGCCUUCCAGAAGAACCAUCUGAAAGAGCACAUGACACAGGAGUGUCCGAGGCGUCAAGUCUGCUGCUCAAACUGUGCCACAUCCAUGGCCUAUGAAGACAAAGAGCUUCAUGACCAAACCUGCCCACUCGCCAAUGUAUGCUGUGAAUAUUGCAACACGGUGCUCAUCAGAGAGCAGAUGCCUAACCAUUAUGACAAUGAUUGUCCUACUGCCCCAGUGCCAUGUUUUUACAGUGCCUUUGGGUGUCCUGAAAAGAUGCAAAGGAAUGAAUUGGCACGACAUAUGCAGGAGUUCACUCAGGUUCACAUGAGAAUGAUGGCUCAGAGUUUUCAAAGUAUCAGUGUUACUGCUACAAAUCCUGUACCCUUCAUCAACGGCCUACCCUUUGAGCCUGCGCUCUUCUCACAUGUGUCACAUGCUGCAUAUGAUUGUAAUCCAGAAGUUGAAAACUUCAAAGAAACUAUUCAGCAAUUGGAAGGUCGUCUGGUGAGACAAGAUCACCAGAUUAGAGAACUCAUUGCUAAAAUGGAGACUCAGAACACUCACAUGGCAGAACUCAAACGUACUAUCCGAAAUUUGGAGGGCAAAAUUACCGAGAUGGAGGCACAGCAGUGUAAUGGUAUUUAUAUCUGGAAGAUUGAGAAUUUCAGUGGACUUCAGAAAGCCCAGGAAGAAGAGAGACCUGUUGUGAUACACAGUCCUGGCUUCUAUACUGGAAAGCCUGGCUACAAGCUGUGUUUGCGCCUGCAUAUCCAGUUGCCAAAUGCUCAGCGUUGUGCUAAUUUUAUAUCUCUCUUUGUCCACACUAUGCAAGGAGAAUAUGACAGCCAUCUGCCUUGGCCUUUCCAAGGCACUAUACGACUUUCUAUUUUGGAUCAAUCAGAAGGCCCUGAAAGGCAGAAUCAUGAAGAAGUUAUGGAAGCCAAGCCAGAGUUAUUGGCCUUCCAAAGACCAACAAUUCACCGCAAUCCAAAAGGUUUUGGUUAUGUGACUUUCAUACACCUGCAAACCUUGAAACAAAGAACCUUCAUAAAGGAUGAUACCCUUCUGGUGCGCUGUGAAGUUCAAACGCGUCUAGAUCUAAACAGUCUCCGCAGAGAAGGAUUUCAGGCUCGCGGUACUGAUGGAGCUAUGUAG